GACCGUCACAAUAUGUCCGAACCCGCCGCUACCCGCCAGACUAUGAUGUGAAUGUGCGGUGAAACAAGGGCUUCUCACAUCUUCUGCGCCGCUAGUAGGUGUGAGGUCCGCCGCUGGACUGAUACUACUAUAUAUAAAAGUGACGGCCAUGUCCAUGUUUGAAGUCCAUCACAGACUUCCCAUCUUCCAUCCUAACUAAACAUCAAUUGAACUCUCCACAAGACUUCUUAUUACUUUACAAUGGCGCACCAGAACCGUCUCGCAAAUGCCCACGUCCUUGUCUUUGGCGGCACUUCCGGGAUCGGAUAUGCCGUUGCCAACAUGGCCCUCUCAAAUGGUGCAUUUGUGACCAUAUCUGGGUCUACCCAAGCGAAGGUCGAUACCAGAGUCGAAAUGCUGCGAUCCCUGUACCCGGACUACCCAGCCUCUAACGUAGCAGGCUUCGCCGUUGACCUUCUCGACAAAGAGAACCUGGAAUCCAAUCUGAAGGCUAUGCUCGAUAAGGCGACCCAGGGCAGCAAGAAGAAGAUCGAUCAUAUCGCGUUCCUAGCAGGCGAUUCGGUUCAACGGCCCAAGAUUGCGGAAAUAGAUGUCAACACGCUGAUGAACGGUUGGACAGUCCGCUUUGUCGCUGCUUGUGUGCUGGCCAAACUCAUUGAGACUGGUGAUUACAUGCACAAGUCUUCCAACAGCUCCAUCACAAUCACAGGAGGUACAACUACGCACCGUCCAAUGCCUGACUGGACCAUAACCGCAGCACUUGGUGCAACGCUUGAAGGCCUGGCUCGCGGUCUUGCGGUAGACCUUAAUCCCAUCCGCACGAACAUCGUCAAUGCCGGCGCAAUCCAUACGGAACUAUUACAAAAACUGAUAGACAGUUCUUCUCCCGAAGCCAUCGAGAAGUUCAAGAGAGGAGCUAGUCUGCUGAGAGAGUUUGGAAAACCAGAAGAUAUCGCAGAGGCGUAUGGUUGGGUCAUGAAAGACAGAUUCGCGAACGGGACAGUGGUAAACAGUGACGGCGGACGUAUGCUGGUUGGUCCAGAGUGAGAAGUGCCGAGAUUGGACUACUGCAAUACAGACACGUAGCAUCAUGUCUCCUUCGGAGACGCCAUUUAUUAUCAACUGCACCA
This is a messenger RNA of Alternaria alternata, 1130 nucleotides long. RefSeq names its product NAD(P)-binding protein. The record is from RefSeq and is a predicted model, not a curated record. The coding region runs from base 241 to 1047 and encodes 268 amino acids. The transcript has a single exon. NCBI's taxonomy places the organism in Eukaryota, Fungi, Ascomycota, Dothideomycetes, Pleosporales, Pleosporaceae. Gene Ontology annotation, molecular function: oxidoreductase activity.